AUGGAGAGCAGGAAGGACAUGGUGAUGUUUCUGGAAGGAGGGCAGCUUGGCACGCUCGUUGGCAAAAGGGGAGCUAAUUUGUCCGAAGCAGUGGGGAGUCCUGGCCCCGAACCCCCAGAAAACUUGAUCCACCGGAACUGCCUGAGCCCCCGCUCGGGCCCCUUGGCGUCCCGGGAGAGGGGCGGAGGCGGCAAGGAGGAUGAAAUGGAAAGAUUGCCACGGACAGCGACGGGGGCGGGGGCCGAGAGCCGCCCAGCGGGGCCGGCUGUGGCGGCCCCGCCGCCCUCCUCCGAGUCCCCCUCGGCUAAAGGCCAGCAGAGCAGCUCGGAUACCGAGUCGGAUUUCUAUGAGGAAAUCGAGGUGAGCUGCACCCCGGACUGCACCGCGGGGAGCACCGAGUACCAGCACAGGAAAGGGCCAUGCUCCGAGACUCUGGCUGGCAGUCCCAGCAGCGGAGGAGAGCCCCCCAAGAGCGGCGGAGGGGGAGGCCCGGGAGGCGGCGGCGGCGGCGGCUCCCAGGGCUCCUUGGCCUGCAGCGCCAGCGAUCAGAUGCGCCGCUACCGCACCGCCUUCACCAGGGAGCAGAUCGCCCGGCUCGAGAAGGAAUUCUAUCGGGAGAACUACGUGUCGCGGCCCCGGAGGUGCGAGCUGGCGGCCGCCUUAAACCUGCCGGAGACCACCAUCAAGGUAUGGUUCCAGAACCGCAGGAUGAAGGACAAGAGGCAACGCUUAGCCAUGACCUGGCCUCAUCCAGCCGAUCCUGCUUUUUAUACUUACAUGAUGAGCCAUGCUGCAGCCACAGGCAACCUGCCCUACCCAUUCCCUUCCCACCUGCCCCUUCCUUACUACUCACACAUGGGCCUCGGAGCCACUUCGGCCUCUGCUGCCACCCCAUUCAGCACUCCACUGAGACCCCUGGAUACUUUCCGGGUCCUGUCCCACCCUUAUCCUAGACCUGAACUCCUCUGUGCUUUUAGACACCCUUCUCUCUAUCCAGCCCCAACAACGCAUGGACUUGGGGGUUCGGGCGGCAGCCCCUGCUCAUGCCUGGCCUGCCACGCCAGCCAGUCCAAUGGCCUGGCACAGAGACCUUCCGGCUCAGACUUUUCCUGCUCCUCCACAACCAGGACAGACUCUUUCAUCACCUUCACGCCCUCCGUACUGAGCAAAACGUCCUCAGUGUCCCUGGAUCAGAGAGAGGAAGUCCCCCUGACAAGAUAAAAGGCGCACCUCAGGGUUCUUCCAAACACUCACUUUUAGGGCAGACCCCCUGGCUCUAGGACUUCCCCUCCCACCACCCACCUUUCCACCUUUAUUUAAUUCCCUUCCAUCUUCCCUUGGACAUCCGUGGAAAAAAAGGUGACAGAGGACUAGAAAUAACAGCCUGAGAAGGACUUCCAGGACCGUGAAGGAAAGCUGCGAGUGAAAUGUCGGGGAAAGGAGGCCACGAGGCUGGCUGCGUUGAAGGCACAGUCUGCCAUCCGUCUUUGGAGAAGAUGCCAGAGCCUGGCAUGGAAGGGACCCUCCCUGUGUAUGUCUUCAAGGCUCCAUCUGAGAAGGAAAAAAAAAAGACAAAACUUUAAAACUCACACAAGCACACACAUAAGCACAUACACAAAAGCACGUACAACACAACCUUAUGCUCCUGUCUUUACCUGACAAAUCUAAAACACU
Molecule: messenger RNA, 1674 nt
Organism: Dromiciops gliroides (monito del monte)
Lineage: Eukaryota; Metazoa; Chordata; Mammalia; Microbiotheria; Microbiotheriidae
Gene: EVX1
Product: even-skipped homeobox 1
Exons: 3
Coding region: 1-1221 (406 amino acids)
Biological process (GO): regulation of transcription by RNA polymerase II
Cellular component (GO): nucleus
Molecular function (GO): RNA polymerase II cis-regulatory region sequence-specific DNA binding; DNA-binding transcription factor activity, RNA polymerase II-specific
Source: RefSeq, a predicted model, not a curated record